Molecule: messenger RNA, 2050 nt
Organism: Zeugodacus cucurbitae (melon fly)
Lineage: Eukaryota; Metazoa; Arthropoda; Insecta; Diptera; Tephritidae
Product: lipid scramblase CLPTM1L
Exons: 4
Coding region: 177-1847 (556 amino acids)
Cellular component (GO): endomembrane system; membrane
Source: RefSeq, a predicted model, not a curated record
UUAAGAAGAAGCAUUUUGAGUGAAUGGUAAAUACGUCGCUACUUUCUUUCGCCGGCCCAGUUGGCUGGUUGUAUAGUAAUAACAAAAAAAGUAAAUAAAGUGUAGCUAACAUUAUUUUUUAACGCUCUUCACGUUUUUUACCGGUUUAUAUAUAGUAAUGCAAUAAUAUAACCAAAAUGUAUUAUCCAUCAAUUACAACGAUAUUGGGCGUUGCCUUUAUGGCUUACAUAGCCCAUUCUAUGUGGGUGAUGGCUCAGUUGUUCACUACGUUACAUUGUUCAGGCCAACCGUGCUAUUCAUCAUUUCUGAGUGAUAACCCACGAAUGCAAUUAGCAUUAUUUACGUCCACCACCCCAAAUCCGAUAACCAACGAAGUUUCUAAAAUAUUUAGUACUAAAAGAUUCGAUUAUAGAAAUUCUUAUUUAGAAGAGUUCGAAAUUGAUGUACCAUUAAAAACUCGCCGUAACGGAAGCCUAUAUUUGCAGGUUGUCUUAGCUUUGGAAGGCGAACCACUGGAGUGGAGAACCUUAAGAAGAGAUGGCCCUACGAUUAUCCACGUAACCAGGUUGACAGAAUUUAUUACGCCGCGAAUAGAAGCAUUUAAUCUGCUUGGUGACAGCAGAGAAGCGAAUACACAUCAAGCUGAGAAAAAAGAUAAUAUGAAAUCAGGCAAAGCAAAUGAUAAUACCAAGGAAAGAAAGCCAGUUACACAUAUUAUGUCUCAUGUUCACAUAAAUUUACUAACAGACGCUAUAUCAUUAUCAAAUGCUGAUGUUCCGCCUGAAAUGGCGAAGCUAAUACAAAUAAAUCGCAAUCGUCAAAUAAUGCCAAUCCUUAAAACAGAUUUCUUUAACACGCGUUUAAAAAAUUUGGUACAAGUGACCAGAAAUACCACCGAAUUUAACAUAACAUUUUAUUAUAAACCAAUUGGCAUUGGAAAACUACGUUUAAUGCUUAUGGUCGAACAUGCCAUGCAAAUGAUGCAAACUAUAGGCUUCUCAAAGAAGGAUAUUGAUGAAGUAAAGGGUAUGUUCUCUGACACAAACGUAUAUCUGCUAUGCGGUACUAUAUUCGUCGCAAGUGUGCAUAUACUAUUUGAUUUCCUCUCCUUUAAAAAUGAUGUGAUUUUCUGGCGCAGAAAAAAGUCAUACGAGGGUCUAUCAACGCGCACAACACUUUGGCGAGCAUUCUCACAAAUUGUUAUUUUUAUGUAUUUACUAGAUGAGAACACAUCAAUGCUGGUACUGGUUCCGGCUGGUCUAGGAAUGUUUAUAGAAUUGUGGAAGUGCAAGAAGAUAUUAAAAUUAGAAAUAGGCAUGCGUGGCAUUAAACGAAAACAACUUAAAGAAGAACAAUCAAGCAGAAAUGCGGAAAAGAAAACCGAAGAAUUCGAUAAGCAAGGCAUGAAAUAUUUGAGUUAUUUAUUAUAUCCGUUAUGCUUGGCUGGCGCUAUUUAUUCACUCUUAUAUCAGCCACAUAAAAGUUGGUACUCUUGGACUCUUAACUCGCUUGUUAAUGGCGUUUAUGCCUUUGGUUUUCUAUUCAUGUUGCCACAAUUGUUUGUAAAUUAUAAGCUGAAAUCCGUUGCAGCGCUACCGUGGAGAGCUUUUAUGUACAAGGCAUUUAACACUUUCAUAGAUGAUUUCUUUGCUUUCAUUAUCACCAUGCCUACUGCGCAUAGAGUAGCAUGUCUGCGAGAUGAUGUUGUGUUCCUUAUAUACUUAUAUCAGCGCUGGCUCUAUCCAGUGGACAAGAACAGGCUUGAUACUGGCCUCGCAAUUGAAGAAAAUACUGAGACUGAGGAAAUUAUGACUUCUACAAGUAAUUCUAAUAAAAAGGACAACUAAUACGCAAGCUGUCUGACACAAAGGAUGCAAUGAAACCUAUAACAUUCCUUUAAUCUGAGUUAAUACAGCGAAAGUUGUAGCACUGAAAUAAAUGCACUAAAUGUUUUGUAUUUCACCAAAGCAAUUGAUUUGUUAUUAUGUAUGAUUGUAUGUCCGUAUUAGUAAAAAUUGAGUGUUUUUGAAUAAAGAACAAGUUACAUGUG